AUGCCGAAGAACAAGGGAAAGGGAGGAAAGAACGAGAAUGACUUGAUGAAGCGUGAGCUCGACCUAAAAGAGGAAGGACAAGAGUACAGACAAAUGUCCAAAAUGCUCGGAAACGGUCAUGUCCAAGUGUUCUGUUUCGACGGUAAGUGUCACAUUCGUGGGAAGCUCCGGAAGAAGGUCUGGAUCAACGUGGGAGAUAUUAUAUUGGUCGGCCUUCGUGAUUAUCAAGACGACAAGGGAGACGUUAUUCUGAAGUACACUCCAGAUGAGGCACGUCGUCUGAAAAACGAGGGAUUGAUUCCAGAGAGUGCUAAGGUGAAUGCGAAUGAUGAGCAGGAUGAAGGAGAGGUUGAGUUCUGUAAUGGAUCGUGGGAUGAGGCCGCUUCUGCCAAAUCGUCAUCAGACAGCGAUUCGGAUAAGGAAGGAGAGUCGGAAGAGGAGACAGAAGAGGAAUCUGAUGAUGAGGAUUCUGACGAUUCUGAGAAUGUUCGGGAAGAGAAUCUAGCUGAGAACUCGUCGUGGAGGAAACCGAGGUGGAAAGAACAAGUACGGAAAAAGACGCUAGAUAAUUUUUGUUGA
Molecule: messenger RNA, 579 nt
Organism: Caenorhabditis briggsae
Lineage: Eukaryota; Metazoa; Nematoda; Chromadorea; Rhabditida; Rhabditidae
Exons: 2
Coding region: 1-579 (192 amino acids)
Biological process (GO): translational initiation
Cellular component (GO): cytoplasm
Molecular function (GO): translation initiation factor activity; RNA binding
Source: RefSeq, a predicted model, not a curated record